Messenger RNA from Mangifera indica (mango), 2459 nucleotides. RefSeq names its product pentatricopeptide repeat-containing protein At5g46580, chloroplastic. NCBI's taxonomy places the organism in Eukaryota, Viridiplantae, Streptophyta, Magnoliopsida, Sapindales, Anacardiaceae. The record is from RefSeq and is a predicted model, not a curated record. The transcript has a single exon. Gene Ontology annotation, molecular function: protein binding. The coding region runs from base 252 to 2408 and encodes 718 amino acids.
UGUUCGUAGAAAGGAGAGAUGGUUGGCAUCUCCCCUGACAGGGACGGGAAUUGUCUUCGGACAUUCUUGUUACCACACAUCCGGUUAAGGCUACCCACCUCUGGUGGAUCUAUAACCAAUUUUUUUAUUCCCAAUUUCUUAAAUACAAUUAUGAUUUUUAGAUAAGGUCUCGCCAAAAUAUCCUAUUAAAAUCACCCUGCUCAUUACUCACCCAGAACCAGAACCUCUUCCUCUUCUUCUUUCCCUCACUCAUGGCUGCGUCUCUCUGCAUACCUCUAGAUGUUCAUUUGGUCACACCUAAAUUAGAUACAAGGAAACCCUUUUUGUUCGCCAAACCACAGAGAACUCACCCUGCUGUCAAAUUCAGUGUUUCUUGCGGCUCGUUAAAGGCUCCUUCAAAGUCUCAAAAUGUACCAGACUCUCCAAACCCCAACACUCCGUCUUUAUCUGAGCAACUCAAGCCUCUCUCAACAACCACUCUUUCUCCCACCAAGAAUGACCAAGCGUUUCUCUUGUCCAAGCCAAAGUCCACCUGGGUUAACCCCACCAAGCCUAAAAGGUCUGUGCUUUCACUUCAGAGGCACAAGCGCGCUUCUUACACUUACAAUCCUCAGAUUAGAGAGCUGAAACUGUUUGCACAAAAGCUCAAUGACUGUGACGACUCUGAAGUUGCUUUCUUGGCUGCUCUGAAUGAAAUCCCAAACCAACCCACUAGAGAAAAUGCUCUCUUGAUACUUAACAGCUUGAGAUUUUGGCAAAAGAGUUAUCUUUUCUUUAAUUGGAUAAAGACUCAGAAUUUGUUUCCCGUGGAAACUAUAUUUUACAAUGUUACCAUGAAGUCAUUGAGGUUUGGGAGGCAGUUUCAGCUCAUUGAGGAACUUGCUAAUGAAAUGGUAAGUAAUGAAAUUGAGCUUGACAACAUUACUUACUCUACUAUCAUUACUUGUGCUAAAAGAUGCAACCGUUUUGAUAAAGCUAUAGAAUGGUUUGAAAGAAUGUAUAAAACUGGUUUAAUGCCUGAUGAGGUUACAUAUUCUGCUAUUUUAGACGUUUAUGCUGAAUUAGGUAAAGUUGAGGAGGUGUUGAGUUUGUAUGAGAGAGGGGUAGCUACUGGGUGGAAACCUGACCCCAUUACAUUUUCUGUGUUGGGGAAGAUGUUUGGGGAAGCAGGGGAUUAUGAUGGUAUUAGGUAUGUUUUACAAGAAAUGAAAUCUUUAGGUGUGCAGCCUAAUUUGGUUGUGUACAAUACAUUGUUACAGGCAAUGGGCAAGGCUGGGAAGCCUGGUUUGGCUAGGAGUUUGUUUGAUGAAAUGAUUGAAUCAGGAUUAGCCCCGGAUGAGAAAACUUUAACUGCCCUUAUCAAGAUUUAUGGAAAGGCUAGGUGGGCUAAGGAUGCUUUAGAAUUGUGGGAGCGAAUGAGGGAGAAUAAGUGGCCAAUGGAUUUCAUUUUGUAUAACACAUUGUUGAACAUGUGUGCGGAUAUGGGAUUGGUUGAGGAAGCAGAGAAGUUGUUUGAGCACAUGAAACAGUCCGAGAGUUGCAGGCCGGAUAGUUAUAGCUACACGGCAAUGUUGAACAUAUAUGGGAGUGGAAGGAAAGUUGACAAGGCAAUGGAUUUGUUUGAAGAGAUGCAUGAGCAGGGGGUUGAGAUCAAUGUGAUGGGCUUUACUUGUUUGAUUCAGUGUUUGGGUAAGGCUAGGAGGAUUGAUGAUUUGGUGAGAGUGUUUGAUGUCUCUGUGGGAUGUGGAGUUAAACCGGAUGAUAGGCUUUGUGGGUGUUUGCUGUCUGUUGUGGCCCUGUGUGAGAUCAGUGAGGAUGUUGAUAAGGUCAUUGCAUGUUUGCAGCAAACUAAUCCAAAGUUGGUUGCCUUUGUCAAAUUGAUAGAAGAUGAGAAAACCAGUUUUCCGAUCAUCAACGAGGAGUUUAGGACUGUCAUUGGGGACACGGCUGAUGAGGCCAGAAGACCAUUCUGCAAUUGCUUGAUCGAUAUUUGUCGAAAUCGAAAUCUCCAUGCAAGAGCACAUGAGCUACUCUAUUUAGGAACCUUGUAUGGGUUGUACCCUGGUUUACAUAACAAAACUGUGGAUGAAUGGAGUCUAGAUGUACGAUCACUCUCCAUUGGUGCAGCUCAAACUGCCCUUGAAGAAUGGAUGGCAACUCUGGAAAAAGCAGUCAUACGCGAAGAGGUGGUGUUACCGCAUUUGUUUUUGGCACAAACUGGUACAGGAACUCACAAAUUCUCACAAGGCUUGGCUGCAGCCUUUGUGUCUCACUUAGAGAAACUUGCAGCACCAUUUAGGCAAAGUGAAGAAAGAGCUGGUUAUUUUGUGGCAACCAAGGAGGAGUUAGUUUCAUGGGUGCAAUCAAGAAUACCUCCUCCUACUUUGACUGCAGAAAUGCUGAGUUAAUUGUAAAAUCACAUAGGUCUUUUUUCAAUACAUGAAUGUUGAUUCUGACAA